Messenger RNA from Mycotypha africana, 2139 nucleotides. RefSeq names its product kinase-like domain-containing protein. Gene Ontology annotation, biological process: endocytosis; phosphatidylinositol-3-phosphate biosynthetic process; phosphatidylinositol-mediated signaling. Lineage: Eukaryota; Fungi; Mucoromycota; Mucoromycetes; Mucorales; Mycotyphaceae. The transcript is spliced from 12 exons. Gene Ontology annotation, molecular function: 1-phosphatidylinositol-3-kinase activity. Gene Ontology annotation, cellular component: membrane; phagophore assembly site; peroxisome. Bases 1 to 2139 code for a protein of 712 amino acids. The record is from RefSeq and is a predicted model, not a curated record.
AUGAAACAAAAAGUUUCAAUAAUUUUUGUUAAACUCAUAUCUAACUAUCACUUUAUAUUCGUACCUUCUAUCUCCGCAACUUUCAAGCUUGUCAAAAGGUUCGAAAGUGGCGACAUUCAACCUGAAGAAUGGCUUGAUGUAAUGGCUUUUCGACAAAUAGAAAAUAUCCAUAAGAAAGUCAGCUCAACUUCUACUGAUUCGUUUCUAUAUAUCGACUUGCCUAAAUUUGAUUUCCCAGUUGUUUACGGUGAAAUGGAAUAUGAAUUACCCGGGCCGUUUUCCUUGGUUAACGCGAAUGGACAAACCACAAGUGAACAGCAGCAACAGGCACUGAUGAUGACGGCUAUGAACCAGCCCAUUUACUCGUAUACUGCUACUGAAAAGGAUCAUCACCAUCAAAAAUCGGUCAAAUACGCGGCUAUAUUAGACAUGGAUAUGCAACGCGACAAUCCAGUAGAAGCUAAACAUCGGCGACUUGUUCGCAGUCAUCGUAAUGGACCGUUGGAUCGAGACCUUAAGCCUAAUCCCAAAAUACGUGAUGAGUUGAAUAGUAUUAUGUCUUAUCCCCCAACGCAGACCUUGACUCCUGAAGAGAAAGAUUUAGUUUGGAAAUUCAGGUUCUAUCUUACGAGAGAGAAAAGGGCAUUGACGAAAUUCUUAAAGUGCGUUGUAUGGACUGAUCCCAUAGAAGCUAGACAAGCAGUUGAUCUUUUGCCCCUUUGGGUAGACAUUGAUGUUGAUGAUGCGUUAGAACUGCUAAGCAAGGAUUUUGAGAAUAGAUCCGUUCGCUCCUAUGCUGUGAAUCAAUUGAAAAAGGCGGAUGAUGAUGAUUUGUUAUUAUAUUUGCUUCAACUUGUUCAAGCUUUAAAAUUCGAAUAUACAGAUGAUAAUGACCCCAAUCCCAAUAAUUCAUCGCUUGUUCAAUUUCUGAUUGAUAGAGCCGUUAGUAAUCCCGUCUUGGGUACUUAUCUGCAUUGGUAUGUUAUGGUAGAAUGCGCAGACAAGGUGCAUGGAAAACUAUACGCCAAGGUUGCAUACCAUUACUUUCAGGACCUUCUCGAGAUACCCAACGGAUUUAGUAGACGAAACGAGUUAAGAAGUCAAGGCGAAUUGAUUGCUCAACUGGCAGAGUUAGCAGCCGAUAUCCGUACUCUUAAAGACACGCGAGCCAAGAAAAUUGAUUAUCUACGAACCAGACUCGCCGAUCCGAAAAAGCGGUUUCAUGAUUUUCAACCUUUAACGCUCCCUCUUGAUCCUACCAAGACGAUUAAAGGCAUCAUUUCAUCGAAAUCAAGCAUUUUCAAUAGUAAUUUGCAGCCGUUGCGAAUUACUUUUCAGUGCGAGGAUGAAACGGAAUAUCCCAUCAUUUUCAAAUUUGGUGAUGAUUUACGGCAAGAUCAGUUGGUUAUUCAGAUCAUUUCGUUAAUGAAUAAGCUACUAUUGAAAGAAAACUUGGACUUGAAGUUAACGCCUUACAAAGUGCUAGCUACGGCUUCAGACCAAGGAAUGAUGCAAUUUGUGCCCUCAAGUUCUCUUGCUGCCGUCUUGAAUGAGCAUCAAAAUAAUGUUCUAAGCUUCUUUAGACAGCAUCACCCAUGCGCGGAGCCAAACAAUGUAUAUGGCAUAGAUCCCAAAGUUAUGGAAACCUACACUCGCAGCUGUGCUGGUUACUGUGUCAUCACGUACUUAUUAGGCGUGGGUGAUCGUCAUUUAGACAACCUUUUACUUUCUCCUGAUGGCCACUUAUUCCACGUUGAUUUUGGUUAUAUACUCGGAAGAGAUCCAAAGCCCUUUCCUCCUCCUAUGAAGCUAUGCAAGGAAAUGAUUGAAGCAAUGGGAGGGGCAAACUCUAAGCAUUAUCUGAACUUUCAACAAUAUUGCUACACAGCGUUCACAACUCUACGUAGAAAUGCAAAUCUUAUACUUAAUCUGUUCUCAUUAAUGGUGGAUGCCAAUAUACCAGAUAUCAAAAUCGAGCCAGAAAAAGCAGUAAUGAAGGUUCAAGAAAAGUUUAGGCUCGACCUAUCAGAAGAAGCUGCAAUUGCCUAUUUCAGAGGACUGAUAUCAGAAAGUGUGAAUGCUCUAUUCCCGCAAAUUAUGGAAACAGUUCAUAAAUGGGCGCAAUACUGGCGAAAAUAA